Messenger RNA from Meleagris gallopavo (turkey), 770 nucleotides. NCBI's taxonomy places the organism in Eukaryota, Metazoa, Chordata, Aves, Galliformes, Phasianidae. The record is from RefSeq and is a predicted model, not a curated record.
GCGUGAGUAACACGAAUCUCUCUUCAGUUUCAGAUGCCUCUGGAUGUUCAAUGAUAGCACUCCUCCAUACUGGAGCAGCAAAGUUUCCCCUACACUUUCUUCCAAGGGCGAGACAAGCUGUGUGCCUGCUUCUCCCUGCUGCUCUUCUCAAAGGGUACGGCUCCAUCAUAAGCAGGAAACUGGCGUCCCACGGCUUUGGAGCUUCCAUGGCAGCAAUGUCAUCCUUCCCUCCACAGAGAUAUCACUACUUCUUAGUGCUGGAUUUUGAGGCCACAUGUGAUAAACCACAGAUUCAUCCUCAGGAGAUCAUCGAAUUCCCUAUCCUGAAACUGAAUGGAAGGACGAUGGAAAUUGAAUCCACCUUUCACAUGUAUGUUCAGCCUGUGGUGCAUCCCCAGCUUACGCCCUUCUGUACAGAGCUGACUGGGAUUAUUCAAGGCAUGGUGGAUGGGCAGCCGAGCCUCCAGCAAGUGCUUGAGAGGGUCGACGAAUGGAUGGCAAAGGAAGGACUCUUAGAUCCCAGCGUCAAGUCGAUUUUUGUGACCUGUGGAGACUGGGAUUUGAAAGUGAUGUUACCAGGACAAUGCCAGUACUUAGGGCUGCCGGUUGCUGAUUACUUCAAACAGUGGAUUAAUCUGAAAAAGGCGUACAGCUUUGCCAUGGGGAGUUGGCCAAAGAAUGGACUCUUAGACAUGAACAAAGGACUGAACCUACAGCACAUAGGGAGGCCUCACAGCGGGAUAGGUAAGUGACCCAGUGCCGUGUUCUGC